This is a messenger RNA of Closterium sp. NIES-67, 2333 nucleotides long. The record is from the annotation of a GenBank genome assembly. Lineage: Eukaryota; Viridiplantae; Streptophyta; Zygnematophyceae; Desmidiales; Closteriaceae.
CAUGCAGGAAGAGCCAGCAGCAGACCGCCGCAUUCUGAGGUGACGUCCCGCCGCGCGCAACCGGCAAGAUGCCCGCCUCCCCGCCGUCCGUCUCCCCCCAUCCUUCCGCCGCCCCCUCUUCUUCCGCUUCCCCUUCCCCCCAGUUUUCACCCCCCGUUUCCCCCCUUUUCCCCGCGCCUCUAUGUAUCCACGCUUGGUCGUUAGUGCUCUCGCUGCUUCCCCCGCGCGACAUUGCCCACGCCGCGCUCGCGUACUCCUCCCUCGCCGCCGCCGCCGCCGCCGUCACCGCCGCACGUGCCGCCGACGCGACGGGCGGCAGCGAGCCGCGUGCCGUCCCGUUCCUUGCGCCGGAUCGCCAAUCAAGGAACGGAGAUCGCGCACUCCCUGCCCCUGCGGAGCUUGGGGCCGCCGCACGGACCUCCUCCGCGUCCGUCCCGCGCUAUUCGUACUUCCGCUAUUGUCGCACGAACGUGCGGCUCGCGGCGUCAGACGCGUCGUCCUUUCCGUCCCUGCUGCUGCGCCCGCCGGUAAACCCGGCGGAAGCGCCGCAAGCAGGAGGACCUUGCACCCAAGCGAGCUCCAACUCCCUAUGUGCCUCGUCGCGAUCUACAUCUCUCCCGCCGUACCCGUAUCCGCAGCCGCCCUGGUGGUGGGGGGUGGUUCCAAGCUACCUGCAGCGCGCCGAGCGGACGCAGCAGCCCAUUGAAGCGUCGCAGCAAUGGCAGCAGCAACGCGGGGGUGGGCCGCCGCAGCAGCAGCAGCAGCAAGUAGGCUUGGAGAACGGGGAAGCGCGGACGCAGGGACGGGGGCAGAGCGAUGCGCGCAAGCGGAAGAGGGAGGUGGAAGCGGAGACGGAGGGGGAGGCGGAGGCGGAGGAGGCGGAGGCGGAACAGCGGGCGCGGGCGCAGCAGGCCCUGCAGCCGCAUGCGCUAGAGGACGCGCUGACGAGCCUGCUGCCCGCGUUUUCCCCCCGCGCGCGGAAGGGGGAAGGAAAGGGCGCAUGGCCUGGCUCUGGUGCUGCUGCUGGUAUUGAGACGAUUUUUGAGGCGCCUCAAAAAAGGUUUGGGGGUGAAGCUGGUGCUGCUGCUGGUAUUGAGCCUGCGUGUGAUGGCAGUCGUGCUGGUUCGAGCCAUAGGUGCUGUAAUCGUGUCCACUGCCCGUGCGCCAUGCCCCUGCGAUCCGGGGCACAGCAAGGGGGAAAUGCAGGUGCGGCAGAGGGAGGCGGGGGGGAGGAGGGAGGUGGAGAGAGGUGGGACGAGGGGGAGCAGGGAGCGGAUGACGAGGAGGCAGGAGACGCGGAUGUGGUGUAUGAGUGUGGGCCCUUCUGCUCCUGUGCUCGUCAGCAAAGCACAGGAGCCGCAACCUGCUCAGGCGCCUCCCCAGCAAAUGGUUCAGUAAAGGCACCGAGAGUAGCAGCAGCAGCAAGCUCUACUGAAGCAUUAGCAUGUGUGCACUGCCCCAAUCGCAGCAGUCAGCGGGGCUUGCAGUGGCGACUAGCCAUAGUGUGGAGUGACGUCAAGGGAUGGAGCCUCGUGGCACAAGAAAGGAUUCCGGGUCGUUCUCUCAUCUGCCAGUAUGCUGUGUGGAGUGACGUCAAGGGAUGGAGCCUCGUGGCACAAGAAAGGAUUCCGGGUCGUUCUCUCAUCUGCCAGUAUGCUGGGGAGCUGCUGACUCGAGGUGAAGCAAGUGCGAGGCAAGCGGUGUAUGAUGGCAUUGGCACAGGGGCAAUGGCAGGUGGAAGAAAUGGGGCGAGAGAAUCUAGGGGAAGUCGAAACUACCAGCACCUGCAGCAGCAACAGCAGGAAAAGGAGCAGAAGCAGGAGCAGGAGCAAUCUCACCCCCACCACCAGCACACACCCCAUCCCCUCCCCGCCCCCCGCGCCCCUCCCCGCUUCCUCUUCACUCUCCGAGAGCACCUGCCGUCAGGCGCAGUCCUGCGCACGCACAUCGACCCCUCGCGCAUCGGCUCCCUGGGCCGGUUCAUGAACCACCAGUGCGGAGGGGGCAAUGUGGCGCGCGUGGUGGUGAGACAGGCUGGCUGCCUGCUGCCUGCUGUGGGGCUGGUGGCUCGCAGGGAGAUAGCAUCAGGGGAGGAGCUGACAUGAACAGUUGGCGACAGUGGGUGAAGCUGAGAAAGUGCUCCUGUGGUUCUAGUCGGUGCCAAGGGUACUUGCCUUGUGAUGACGUACCGUGAAUCCGUGGUUGCCAGGUUGCGCAUUCUAACACUUCACAAAAGCGCUUAUUGUGCAAUGCGUGGUGGUGGUUGUAGCUUACUGUGGUCGCCUAGUACGAAUAACAGGUCUGCACAUGUCUAAUAACUGCGCAAAAGCUGC